Molecule: messenger RNA, 2470 nt
Organism: Brassica oleracea var. oleracea
Lineage: Eukaryota; Viridiplantae; Streptophyta; Magnoliopsida; Brassicales; Brassicaceae
Exons: 4
Coding region: 89-2098 (669 amino acids)
Biological process (GO): peptide catabolic process; proteolysis
Cellular component (GO): cytoplasm
Molecular function (GO): metalloaminopeptidase activity; zinc ion binding; peptide binding
Source: RefSeq, a predicted model, not a curated record
CCGGGCUUAGCGCGGAAAAAUCCCUAGUAAACCUAAAAGCACCAGAUCUCGACGCGGAAACGAAUCGAAUCGAAUCGAUUCUUCGAAGAUGAGUCAGUUCACAGGUCCUCUCCUUCCCGAUUACGCCGUCCCCAGUGCCUACGAUCUCCGACUAGAUCUCGACGUCGUCGCCGGCUCUUUCACCGGGACCGUCGCCGUGAACGUCAAACUAGUCAAGGAAGUUCGAUUUAUCGUUCUGAGCGGAGUAGGUCUAUCCGUGGACAGAGAUGCCGCUUCAUUCACGCCUUGUGAAUCCUCUGAGGUUGUUCUGAGCGGAGGAGAUCUAUCCCUGAACACCAGUACCAUUCCUUCAUCAUCCAAGUUAUCCAAGUUUCGAGUCGUUGCAAUCAAAUACCAUGAACAAAAAAUUGUUCUGGAGUUUGAAUCCUAUCUCCCCAGAGGCCAAGGAGUUCUCGAUUUGGUUUUCAGUGGAGAAAUAACAAAGGGACUUUUCAUACGCUCUGGCUACAAUGAAAAGAAGUGUGCUCGGAGUUUCUUCCCCUGCUGGGAUGAACCGGUGUACAAGGCGAGGUUUACAAUUGCUAUGGAACUUCCGGUGGAGUUUGCAGCGGUUUCGAACAUGCCAAUCCUGGAAGAGAAGGUUGAAGGGAACCGUAAGGUAGUAUUUUACCAUGAGUCACCAAAUAUGGCAACAUAUUUGGUGACCAUGAUUGUUUGUCCGCUCCAGCCAGAUAUUGAGCAAGUGCUGACUCUGCAGCAGCAACCACUCUUCUCUCGGGGUUUGAAGCAAACUGUGGAAACGGAGAUAUUGGAUGGCGAUAUUGUGAUGAACAGGGAAACAGAAAAAGUUAGCCGUGUGGGCCGUGAAGAUGAUAAGCUGUUUCUCUUCCCUAUUGAUAAAGCCGAAAAAGAAGAGCUCCGGAAGGACGAGGUGGUUGUUGUUUCGAGAUCCUUCUUUCAUGGGCAACCGGUAUGUUUGGUAACAGAUCAUCUGAAGCUCGGGAUUAUAUGUGGAAUAGACAUGAGGGUUGAUUUAGCAUCUUCUGACGGAAAAACGAUAGCUCACCGUGACAUAGGAACAGAGUCAUUAGAGCGGAAUAGAAGAUUCUUUGUGGGUGACACUGUCGUUCAUGGUUCAUGGUUUGGUGCAGUUGAAGGUGUAGAAUUGAAGGUGAAAGUCCACCUAGAAACUGGCGUUACAAUUACUGUUCCAGAAGCUGCGACAAAAGAUUAUGAGCCCAUUUUCAAAACUGCGGCUGAAAGUUAUCUCGAGGAGCCGUAUUAUGUGGGGCAAGAAGUGAUUGUUCAUGUAUAUGAUGAUCCUCUUACAGGAGUUAUCACUCAACACAAGGCACAUAUGGUGGAGGUAAAAUGGAUUCAUUGCAAUCCGUUGAGAGAAGAGAAGGAGCCAGCUAAGACGUUUUGGUAUGGUUAUGCUGAAAGAAUCCAUGAUCCUAGAGCUACUAGUUCGUUUUGGUCUCUGGGUAGUAGGUGUAUUUUUGAAGGAAAAGAGUUUGUAAUUGCUGGAGUGAGGAGCAUGGUCAAGGUGAAGUGGCAAGAAGGCUUUGUUGAGGUCAUUAGCAGCACCGAAUUGGUGGAGAGUGGAGAGUUCUUCAGUGGUCAAUUUGUAGCUAAGAAGGAAGGAGAAGGGGUGGGCUUUGUGAGGUUUGUGGUAGAUAGGAUAGCAUGUGUGGAGUGGGUUAAAGAAGAAAAACCUGAGCUUGUGCCUAUUUCUGAGCUACAGCCUCACGCAGAAUAUAGGUUUCAUAUCUCGGAUGUUGUUGCUAAGAAAUCUGGUUCAGGAGAUCGAGGAUUUGUUGUUGGAAUGGGGAAUGGGAAACUCGAAGUGGAGUGGUGGCUCAAUAAGACAAUAACUGUGGUUCAACCUGAAGAGAUUACAAGGCUUUGUUAUUUUGUUGGGGAAGAUACCUCUGAAGAAGAUGAGGAUGAAGAGGGCUCUAGUGAUGAUGACACACCGGCUUUUCUUCUCGGACCAGUAGCAAUAGCUUCCUCGGGUUCAGUUCCUCUGGAACCUGCUUCUUCCUCCUCCUCCUCCUCCUCCGAUGAAGAUGAAGAUGAUGAUGACAGGUGGGGAUGAAGGUGAUGAUGACAGAUGGGGAUGUCAUGAAGAUACUCGUACUAUUUGGUUUGUCAUUUGAUAUUUGAAGGUUUUUUCUCGUGUUAUGAUACUUGUGGUUUGUCAUCCGAAGAAGAUGAAAGGUGGGGCUGAAGAUGACUCCUUGGAAACCAGACUUUAGAAGAUAAAAAAAAAAAAACGUUGAAUACUAUUGGUGAGUAACUUGGAUAUGUUCUCUCUUGAUAGACAAAAUGACCUGUUCUGAGAGUUGCUUAAGAUUGUGAGAAACUUGUCUUUGACUUUAUAAUGCGUUUUUCUCCAUAUUGGCAUUUAGAUUUCUUGUUGCUGUGGAGAUUGUUUAGGCACCAAAGUACCAACAACAUUUGCAAAUAU